Trichomonas vaginalis G3 is the source of this 1431-nucleotide messenger RNA. RefSeq lists its product as uncharacterized. The transcript has a single exon. The record is from RefSeq and is a predicted model, not a curated record. The coding region runs from base 1 to 1431 and encodes 476 amino acids. Lineage: Eukaryota; Parabasalia; Trichomonadida; Trichomonadidae.
AUGGAUGAUGAUUAUAAAGAACAUAAUUCUUUACAACCAUCUAAAAUAGAAGAUAUAUUUCAUUUAAAAGGAGAACUAAACCCAGAAGAACAACAGAAUGCUAUUAUUCAACAGAUUCAACUUAGAUAUGAUACGUUUUUUGAUGAUUUAGAUGAUAAUCUUGAUUUUAUAUAUAAUCUUUGCCAAAUUCAUUAUGGUAUUACUGAUUAUGCGCUUAAAGAACUUAAUUUUGCGCAAUUAAUUUUCGACGGUAUGCAAAAUUACUGUUCAGACAUGAACCAACUCUCUCAUGCAAUGAUUACAUUGGCACAAUACUGUUUGAAAUAUCCAGAAGUUGUGUCUAAGGAAAUGCUUGAAUUUUCUACAAAUUCUUUCAUUUCAAUCGAAAACUUCACACCAGACAAUAUGCAAUUCGCACAAAAUCAUAUACUCUUGAUUUGCUCAUUGAUAAAUGAUGAAACAAUUGAAGCAAUGAAUCCAGAUUUUCCAUUCAUAUUAGAUAAGAUCUUUUUACAACCAGACAUUUUACCUCUGUCAAAGAUCAUUAUUAAAUUUGCUGAUCUAAUGAUCAAAAUCGCAUGUUUAAUAUUGGUCGAUGACGAUACAGAGAAUCCAGACAUUAAUCAUACAUAUUCACCUCUUGCACAUGAAAUUACAAGUGAUGGAAUUCAGUUUGUACUAUCUUUAGUUGCAAAUGAAUCAGUAGAAUUCCCAGAAGAAAGAUCUUUUUUACUUUAUUCACUUUUUGAACAUAGACUUACUAGUUUCGAAGACGAAGACGCCGAAGUUGCUUUUCUUAAUGUUUUAAACUUCGGAGAACAAUAUUAUAAAUAUUGUUUGAAAAUCAUUUAUAUUUCAGGUAAUUUCGGACUAUUCGAUGAGAAUCUGACAUCAGUAGCUCGUAAUUACCUAAAAAACUCCAAUUCUCCUGAAAAUAAUGAAUUGAAAAUUAUUGCUUUGGAAUUAUUUGAAAAGUUUCUCGAAGUAGAUAGCGAAGCAUGUGGAAAUCAAGUUUUAUGCUUUGACACAUUUGAAUUUUUUGAAGAUUUAAUUCAAAUAAUUUUUAGCGGAAACUUUAAAUUGACGACCAAAGUAGGAAAGCUAAUGGCAGGAAUUAUGAUGCACUUCCCAGGAAUAUUCGGAAAUCCUGAUCUCUGGAGAUUUCAAAUAAAAGAAAAUGAAGGACUCGCAAUGGCUUUAAAUAAGCUUAUAGAGGUUUAUGAGUCGAUUCCUAAUGGAAUAUGUCUUAUUGCUGGUUUGAAGUAUAUUCAUUCAUAUAUUUCAACAUCAAAUCCUGUUUUUUUAGAAGAAUUUAGAAAUAUCCUUGAAGAAGCAGGAGUACAUGAGACUCUUGAUUCAAUAGAUACCGAUAAUGAUGAUGACAAUGAUAUUAUCCAUACAGUUUUACAAUGUUUGUUUUUAGAAGAAUAA